Messenger RNA from Thrips palmi, 1765 nucleotides. Its product is annotated as hypoxia-inducible factor 1-alpha inhibitor-like. Gene Ontology annotation, molecular function: [protein]-asparagine 3-dioxygenase activity; peptidyl-histidine dioxygenase activity; ankyrin repeat binding. Gene Ontology annotation, biological process: peptidyl-aspartic acid hydroxylation; negative regulation of Notch signaling pathway. The coding region runs from base 132 to 1151 and encodes 339 amino acids. The record is from RefSeq and is a predicted model, not a curated record. Gene Ontology annotation, cellular component: cytoplasm; nucleus. Lineage: Eukaryota; Metazoa; Arthropoda; Insecta; Thysanoptera; Thripidae. The transcript has 6 exons.
GAGAAAAAAAUAAACAAAACAAAAAAAACAACCCAAAAAAAAAGUCAUGAGUGUGUUGUUACAAGUUCAUUGUUUGUAGGUACAUGUUCAAGUUGCGUUCGCGUUGUUCGGCCUAAAUCAUAUAUACUGCGAUGACAACCGAGAAACCUAAUUGGAACCAACACGAUUUGAGGAAAUAUGAUUUUCCUCUGGAUGACAUUCCUAGGCUGAAUUGUAUGGACCCACAAGUAGAUGAACUUAUUAGACUGAAGAAACCAGUAGUGUUGACGGGAUCUAAUCUCGUUGGUGCUGCAUCUAAAUGGAAUCUAGACUACUUAGAAGAAAACAUGGGCAAUGGAGAUUUUACCAUAUUUGUGAGCGAUAGGAACCAAUUUAAGUUUUUCGAUGAAAAGAAACUUGCGGAGAUUGCGUCUGUAACUGGAGCUCAUGUAAAGGACAGAUCGAAGAAGGAGUAUGAGAGACCUGCGAAAAGCACUACAAUGAAAAUUCGAGAGUUUGCCAGACGGGUUAAAGAGUGGAAAGACGGCGAUGAGAGGAUGUAUCUUCAGCAAGCCUUAAACAGCACUUCUGGAGCUGGUGUGGUUCAAGAUUUCAUUCGGUUCCGCUGGGAUUGGGUGACAGUUAAACAGAAGCUGCAUAAUUGGGGAAAACUUACCUAUAAUUUGCUUCUCAUUGGUUUGGAAGGCAAUGUGACCCCCUGUCAUUAUGAUGAGCAGGAGAACCUCUUUGCCCAAAUACACGGCCACAAAAGAUGCAUUCUCUUUCCUCCGGAACAGUUUGAAUGUUUGUACCCUCAUCCUGUUUGGCAUCCACAUGAUCGCCAAAGUCAGGUUGAUUUAACUGACAUAGAUUACAGUCGAUUUCCAAAGGCUCAAAAUUUGCAUGGAGUUGAAACCGUUGUUGGUCCAGGAGAUGUACUCUACAUUCCAAUCUACUGGUGGCAUCACAUAGAGUCUGUGAAACCUGAAAAGUAUUCAGUGUCUUUAAACUUUUGGUACAAGGCAGGUCCUGUUGGCCAGGUGGAAUAUCCUAUAAAGGGCUAUCAGAAGGUUGCAAUCAUGCGAAAUGUUGAGAAAAUGCUUGCGGAAGCAAUGCAAGAUCCUGAAGAGGUGGGGACUCUGUUAAGGACCAUGGUCAAUGGUCGUUUUUAGUUUUGACAUUGAGCUUUCUUGUUUGUUGUUUUUGUUGUUGCAUUCAUCUGUACUGUAAUCAAUAUUGAAGACUGCACAGGAAAAUGGUUUGACGUGUGAUGAAAUUUUAAAACCAUCUGUUAAGUUGGGUUUAGCUGUUGUCCUCAUCUAUUGUCUCAAGAGAUUUGCACUAGUCCACAUUGAAAACAUUGGUUUAAGCAUAAUCAGAGAUAAAUUAAUGAAUUCUACCUUACAUGUAUUGAGUUGACCCCUAUUUUUAGGGUACUGUACUUAAUUACUAGAUCCUGUUAGGUAUUUUUGUACACUAUUUUUCUCUUUUAGUCUAUUAUUUUAAGUACUAUUUUUACAGUCUGUGAUAAAAUAUUUCCUGCUUGUGUAUUGUAUUUGUCAUAUGUCUAUUUAUUUUAUUUCACAAUGGGCACUUGUUUUCAUGCACCAUUAGUGGAAAAUGGAUUGACCUGUAUGCUACUCUGUGUGGAAGGGAUCUUUUCUUGUUAACCCUUUCAUGUAGUUUUGUGCAGCAGGGUCAUUUUCUUUGAAACUGAUGCUACAUGUCUGUGUAAGAUGUCUUAUGUGCAGCCAGGAGUUUUAAAAUGAGUUGAUGGCCAUGAUCA